AUGUCAUCUUAUGCAUCCAAGAACACACGUGUCGGUAUCAUUGGUGCUGGUGUUGUCGGGCUUACCAGUGCCUUGUUGCUUGUUGAUGCUGGAUACGAUGUCAUUAUUGUAGCCCGUGAUCUCCCUGGCGAUGAAACAACUGACUGGGCAAGUCCUUGGGCCGGGGCUCUGCUUGCACCUCAUCCCGAUACAGGCUUUAAUGAGCUCCAGGAAUACUCAAUCCAAAAGUACUUCGAACUAGUGGGCCAGGAUCCUCGAAGUGGUAUCAAAAGAAUCCACAUCACUGAGCUUUACGAUGACCGUGGGGAUGAUUCAACCAUAUGGUACAAAUCAAUCUUCCCCGAUUUCACCUCCAUUCACUCCACCGACCUCCCAUCCGGAGCGACUAUCGGAUUUACUUACAGUGGAUUGGCCGUGGAUCCUAGUAUGUUCCUACCAUGGAUCACACAGACGUUGGUUAAACGAGGAGUGGGAUUUGUACGGAGAAACCUUGGAUCUUUGCAAGAAAUGAAGAGUCUGAGUCAGGCCAGUAUCGUGGUGAACGCAUCAGGAUUGGGGGCGCGUGAACUUGCUUCGGAUGAUAGCUCGAUAUCCAUUCGAGGGCAGACCAUGCUUCUCAAAAACCAACUCAACUUUGACCGCGCUGUUAUACGGCAAGGAUCCCAGUACACCUAUGUCAUUCCCAGGGCAAGUGGGGGAGUCAUCCUCGGCGGUGUUAGCCAACCCGGGAACUUUGCUGUUGACCCCGACAUGGCUCUACGAACGGACAUUCUCGACCGAGUCAAUAAUAUGACGGCGGGCGAAUUUGACUGGGUUGAUAUCGAAAGAGAUGUUUCCAAAAACAUUGUGGGGUUUAGACCGGCUCGAAAGGGUGGAAUUCGUGUUGAGCGAGAAGGCAAUGUCAUUCAUGCUUAUGGAGCUGGUGGUUUGGGCUAUGUCUACUCCUGGGGAAUGGCAAGUCGAGUUGUUAGCUUGAUUGAGAAUCACUAUAAACCCCAUAUAUAA
Messenger RNA from Penicillium expansum, 1005 nucleotides. Its product is annotated as FAD-dependent oxidoreductase. Gene Ontology annotation, molecular function: FAD binding; D-amino-acid oxidase activity. Lineage: Eukaryota; Fungi; Ascomycota; Eurotiomycetes; Eurotiales; Aspergillaceae. The record is from RefSeq and is a predicted model, not a curated record. The transcript has 3 exons. Bases 1 to 1005 code for a protein of 334 amino acids.